Messenger RNA from Oxyura jamaicensis (ruddy duck), 2833 nucleotides. It is a transcript of the gene CELF4, whose product is annotated as CUGBP Elav-like family member 4. Gene Ontology annotation, cellular component: nucleus; ribonucleoprotein complex; cytoplasm. The coding region runs from base 408 to 1889 and encodes 493 amino acids. Gene Ontology annotation, molecular function: mRNA binding. Gene Ontology annotation, biological process: mRNA splice site recognition; regulation of alternative mRNA splicing, via spliceosome. The record is from RefSeq and is a predicted model, not a curated record. The transcript has 12 exons. NCBI's taxonomy places the organism in Eukaryota, Metazoa, Chordata, Aves, Anseriformes, Anatidae.
GGCAGACAGGGGGUGCUCGGAGGGGAGGAGGGGGCUCGGGCCGAGAAGAGGCAGCAGCAGCCCCCCGCCCCCAGCCUCCGUUCCCCGCACACACACACAUCCGCACACUCACACCCCACCCCCUAGUCUGGCUGGGAAUUUGAACCGAUCCAGCCUGUUUAAACGGAAAGGACACAGAUCUUCAAUGUAAAAAAAAAAUCAGAUCAGACCCAGAGAGAGAGAGAGAGAGAGAGAGAGAGAGAGAGAGAGAGAGAGACACGGAGAGGGAGGAGUGUGUGUGUGUGAGUGUGUGUGUUUGUGUGAAAGAGGGAGAGGGAGAGCGAGCGAGAGGGAGAGAGAGGGAGAGCGAGAGAGAGGGAGGGAGAGAGAAAAGAAGAGGGGGAAAAAAAGGAAAGAAGAUUUUCUCUAUGUAUAUAAAGAUGGCCACGUUAGCAAACGGACAACCAGACAAUACCAGCCUGAGUAGCAAUCACAGCAACCCCAGCACCAACGGGCAUAUGAACGGAUUAAACCAUAGUCCCGGAAACCCAUCCACCAUCCCAAUGAAGGACCACGAUGCCAUUAAGCUCUUUAUUGGGCAGAUCCCCCGUAACCUGGACGAGAAAGACCUCAAACCGCUCUUCGAGGAGUUCGGGAAGAUCUAUGAACUGACGGUGCUGAAGGACAGGUUCACUGGCAUGCACAAAGGCUGUGCCUUCCUAACAUACUGCGAAAGGGAGUCUGCUCUAAAGGCCCAGAGUGCACUGCAUGAACAGAAGACACUGCCGGGGAUGAACAGACCGAUCCAGGUGAAACCAGCGGACAGCGAAAGCCGAGGAGAAGACAGAAAACUCUUUGUGGGCAUGCUCAAUAAGCAGCAGUCGGAAGAUGACGUGCGCAGGCUAUUCGAGGCAUUUGGCAACAUCGAGGAGUGCACAAUCCUUCGGGGACCCGAUGGCAACAGCAAAGGGUGUGCAUUUGUGAAAUACUCUUCACAUGCCGAGGCCCAAGCAGCUAUCAAUGCUUUGCAUGGCAGCCAGACAAUGCCGGGAGCCUCUUCAAGCCUGGUGGUGAAGUUUGCAGAUACAGACAAGGAGCGUACAAUGAGACGCAUGCAGCAAAUGGCGGGACAAAUGGGCAUGUUCAACCCCAUGGCCAUCCAGUUUGGAGCCUAUGGCGCCUAUGCACAGGCACUGAUGCAGCAGCAGGCCGCGAUCAUGGCUUCGGUGGCGCAGGGCGGCUACCUGAACCCCAUGGCAGCCUUCGCCGCGGCCCAGAUGCAGCAGAUGGCGGCUCUGAACAUGAACGGCCUGGCGGCCGCCCCCAUGACACCAACCUCAGGUGGAAGCACGCCUCCUGGCAUAACUGCACCAGCUGUGCCUAGCAUCCCAUCUCCAAUAGGGGUGAAUGGUUUCACUGGCCUCCCGCCGCAGGCUAAUGGGCAGCCCGCCGCAGAAGCUGUGUUUGCUAAUGGCAUCCACCCUUAUCCAGCACAAAGCCCCACUGCAGCAGACCCCUUGCAGCAAGCCUACGCUGGAGUGCAGCAGUACGCAGGUCCUGCUUAUCCUGCUGCUUAUGGCCAGAUUAGCCAAGCGUUCCCACAGCCGCCUCCCAUGAUCCCACAGCAACAGAGAGAAGGACCAGAGGGCUGUAACCUGUUUAUCUACCAUCUGCCCCAGGAGUUUGGGGAUGCUGAGCUGAUGCAGAUGUUCCUGCCUUUCGGUAAUGUCAUCUCCUCGAAAGUGUUUGUGGAUCGGGCGACAAACCAAAGUAAAUGCUUUGGUUUUGUGAGUUUUGACAAUCCUGCCAGUGCCCAAGCUGCCAUCCAGGCUAUGAAUGGCUUCCAGAUUGGCAUGAAGAGGCUGAAGGUGCAGCUGAAGAGGCCAAAGGAUGCUAAUCGUCCCUACUGAAGGGUUAUGGAAACACUGGAUACAAAGCACUAGCACAGGUAACUGCAUGGGGAAGGGGGUGUCAGCUGUGGUUGUAGCCUCUCCUUUGUGCUGUAGACCCUCAAAAAGAUUCAGCUCUGCAACUCUCUGGCUUCUGCCUUUUCCACUUAGGCCUCUGGCUAGAGCCACACCACACAGACACACACCCACACAUAAACCAGGAACUGUUUGUGCCUCAUUAGAAAGAGAGACGGAAGGAUGCUUAACGAGGGUUCCCCACCCCGGCAGCAUCCUGCAUCUCUCCAAAGUCUUCCUGGUCACUAGAGGGGAGGCAGCAGCUGUCCUGAUUCCCCUUGCUUGGCCAAAGACAGCAUUUCUGGUGGCUGAAGAAAAUCAGCAAUUAAGCAAUGGGACUGGGCUGCAGUUUAAUCCCAGGUGACUGGACUGGGACAGUGUCUGUCUCAAUAGCUCUGUGUUGCAAAUGUUUCAAAGCAUUCUUCAUUCUUCAUGCGGUAUAGUCUGUAUCUGAUUUCAUCCCAGCAUAAUAACUAUAUGUAAAUAUGUCUCCGUGACAACUAAAUAACAGCUAAUUUCUUUGUUCCCAAACCCAAGAAAUUAAUAGGAGGAUCCAUGCUGUCAUCUUGUUCAGUUGCUGUUAACUUCUGUGUAUAGAUAAAACCCAAACAAAGCCAAGGAAGCUUUGCUUGAGUGAAGACCUAGACAUAUCUGAAUGAGGGUCUCAUUGUUAGACUCACGUGCUUUGUGUUGUUGGAAAGGAGACAGCUUGAUGCUACCAGGAAACUUCAAAAACAUGUAAGAGUGUCAAAAAUAGCAGAAGCAGCAGCUUGUUUCAUUGCAAUUCCAGCCUAUUAGCAAUAACAAAAAUGGAGAUGUUUCCAAAAAUGGAAACAUUUUCCACUGCUGACUGGCCUUUCCAUUAGAUAAUUCUUUGAGAAAUUAAAUAU